Spinacia oleracea (spinach) is the source of this 1062-nucleotide messenger RNA. RefSeq lists its product as uncharacterized. The record is from RefSeq and is a predicted model, not a curated record. The transcript has a single exon. NCBI's taxonomy places the organism in Eukaryota, Viridiplantae, Streptophyta, Magnoliopsida, Caryophyllales, Amaranthaceae. The coding region runs from base 1 to 1062 and encodes 353 amino acids.
AUGCCUACUGAUGUUGAUCCUUCACUCAAUCCAAAUUCAGCUUACUAUCUCAGCAAUAAUGAUUUUAAUACUUCAAAAUUGGCCAAUAUAGUGUUUGAUGGUAAGAGUUUCAAUGACUGGAAAAGGUCUAUGAUGAUAGCAUUGUCUGCUAGAAACAAAUUGUUCUUUGUUGAUGGAACAUUGGAUCAACCAGCAACAAACUCAGAAAAUUUUAGAAUCUGGAACAGGUGCAACGAUAUGGUAAUCUCUUGGAUGUUAGGAUCUCUUGAAGUUUCAAUUGCAAGAAGUGUUCUGUAUCUCAAAACAGCAAGAGAUAUCUGGUUAGAUCUUGAAGAAAGAUUUUGUCUAUCAUCUGGUCCACAAUUGUUCUCAGUUCAGCAGAAACUAUGUGAUUUGGAUCAAGAUGAUGAUGAGCAAAUCUCAGGAUUUUUCACUAAGAUCAAACUUCUUUGGGAUCAACUAGAUGGUUUGGAUCCUUUACCAUCUUGUGUGUGCACUGGCUGUAAUUGUACUUUCACACAGAAACUUCUGAAGUCUCAACAGAAUCAAAGGUUGAUUCAGUUUUUGAUGAAACUGAAUGAAAAGUAUGAUCACUCUAAGAGCACUAUUCUCAUGAUGAGUCCACUUCCAACAAUCUCAAAAGCAUAUGGAUUAUUGCUUCAAGAAGAACAACAGAAAGAAGUCAACAGCAACAUAAAUCACAACUUGGAAUCUACUGUGUUCACUGCAAGAAAGUUCACUGAUAAUAGACCAUACAAAUCUAACUAUGGUUCCAGUUCUGGCAUACAAAAUGCAGGUGGAAAUCAGCCAAGAAACUUCACUUACAGUAGAAACAAUUUAUACUGUGAGCAUUGCAGAAUGAAGAAUCACACUGUUGAUAAAUGUUGGAAGUUACAUGGCUAUCCUAAGGAUUUUAAAGGCAAAGGCAAAAGAGUAGCAGUAGCUGCUCAGCUAGAGGAAUUUACUGAAAAGGAAAGUCCAACUGAGGGAGAUACAGGAGUUGUUCAUGCCACCUUUACAGAAGAACAAUACAAUAAGCUUUUAAGCUUGCUUAACACUUAG